Drosophila guanche is the source of this 784-nucleotide messenger RNA. RefSeq names its product RNA-binding protein cabeza. The record is from RefSeq and is a predicted model, not a curated record. Gene Ontology annotation, biological process: RNA 5'-cap (guanine-N7)-methylation. The transcript is spliced from 2 exons. NCBI's taxonomy places the organism in Eukaryota, Metazoa, Arthropoda, Insecta, Diptera, Drosophilidae. Gene Ontology annotation, molecular function: RNA binding. The coding region runs from base 78 to 695 and encodes 205 amino acids.
UUCGUAUUCUCGAAACACUUAAAUUUCUUUAAACUGAAUGCACACAAACUAUAAUUAGGAGGAAUAAUAAAUAGAAUAUGGUCGAUCCGAAUCGUAAAAUCAAUCGUCUGCCCGAAAAGGAUCACUUCCUGGAGGAAUGCGAGGCGGAGUUCAGCUCGCGCUACACAGAAGACGAUGUCGAAUUUAUGGCACAUUGCAGCAAGCCAGUGCCCGGGCCGCCAAUUGUUGAGAACUGGAUGCCCGGAGGAGGCGGUGGUGGAGGAUACAACAAUCGAUACAAUGGUAAUCGCAGAGGUGGCGGAGAUCGUGGCUGGCACCGGCGUGAAGGCGGAUAUCAACACUAUAACCAUGACAGGGGGGGAGGAUACAGAGACAAUCACAAUCGCAACCGGAACAGAUACGAUCCAUAUCAGCGCAGAGAUCGUGGUGGACAUCAUCAUGGUGGUGGCGGUAGCAGAGAUGGCGGCGGCGGGGGAUAUGAGCGCAGAGAUGGUGGCGGCGGCGGGGGAUAUGAGCGCAGAGAUGGUGGCGGCGGCGGGUAUGAGCGCAGAGAUGCUGCCGGCGGGGAUGACCAUCAAGGUGGUGGUGGCCACAAGCGUUCCUUCGAUCAACGACCACCGCGCAAUGACCGUGAUCAGCCACCGAUCAAGGUGAGACGCGACUAUGGAAACUUUGUGCCUGCAUCCAAGGAUUAGUAAUCGACUAAACUAGACUAAGUGUUCGCCUCCAUGUUUGAUGUUUGAUCAAUUAUACACACAUUUAAUAUACAUAUAUAUUUAACUCA